Messenger RNA from Gastrolobium bilobum, 1266 nucleotides. Its product is annotated as probable protein S-acyltransferase 1. Lineage: Eukaryota; Viridiplantae; Streptophyta; Magnoliopsida; Fabales; Fabaceae. The coding region runs from base 1 to 1266 and encodes 421 amino acids. Gene Ontology annotation, molecular function: protein-cysteine S-palmitoyltransferase activity. Gene Ontology annotation, cellular component: endoplasmic reticulum; Golgi apparatus. The record is from RefSeq and is a predicted model, not a curated record. The transcript has 5 exons. Gene Ontology annotation, biological process: protein targeting to membrane; peptidyl-L-cysteine S-palmitoylation.
AUGAGCACCAAUAGCCACCACCUUAAUAAUCACAAUAAUGAUAACGUGGUGGCCUCUCCCUCCCCUUCCGUGGCUGUCUCAGUGGAACCUUCCAAUGUCAAAACCAGAAGGCUCUACCAAGUUUGGAAAGGAAACAAUAAAUUUCUAUUUGGUGGAAGAUUAGUCUUUGGUCACGAUGCAUCAUCUCUUGUUUUAACGUCAUUCCUGAUUGGAGGUCCUGCAAUAACAUUCUGCAUAAGAAUGCUAUUAGCAAUAACAGAAGAAGACCCUCUCUCUAGCCAUCCUGUACUGAUUGGAGGAGUGAUUCUCACAAUUUUGGAUUUUAUUUUUCUCUUCAUGACAUCUGGUAGAGAUCCAGGAAUUAUCCCCAGGAAUUCACAACCACCUGAAUCAGAUGAAUUAUUUGAUACACCAUCCAUGGAAUGGGUGAACAGUAAAACACCAAAUCUGAAAUUACCAAGAGUGAAGGAUGUGAUAGUCAAUGGCCAGACAGUGAAGGUGAAAUUCUGUGAUACUUGCUUGUUGUAUCGUCCACCACGUGCUUCCCAUUGCUCUAUCUGCAAUAACUGUGUUCAGAAGUUUGAUCAUCAUUGCCCCUGGGUUGGUCAGUGUAUAGGAUCACGUAACUAUCCAUUCUUCAUAUUGUUCAUAUCAUCAUCAACCUUGUUAUGUAUAUACGUGUUUGCAUUUUCUUGGAUUAACCUUCUUCGGCAAGAGGGUAGAAUGUGGUUCAAGAUGUCACAUGAUAUCCUAUCUGUUGCUCUCAUUGUAUAUUGCUUCAUAGCCGUUUGGUUUGUUGGUGGGCUAACAGUGUUCCAUCUUUAUUUGAUUUCCACCAACCAGACAACUUAUGAGAAUUUCCGGUACCGCUAUGAUAAGAAGGAAAAUCCAUACACAAGGGGAAUAGUGACAAACUUUAAAGAACUUUCCUGUUCUAAGAUCCCAAGUCCUUUGAUCAAUUUUAGAGAAUGGGUUACAGAAGAGGAUGAUGUUCAAGAUGAAUCCUUUACUUCAGAUCUUGAAAAAGGUUUUAUAAACUCAAAACAAAAAUUUGACAUGGAAAUGGGAACAAUGUAUGGAAAGGAUGGUAUUCGAGUUCCUAGUAUUUUAGAGGAUUUGGACUAUUCAGGCAUUGAUAAUCAUCUGAAGAAGAAGGCAGGAGCAAAAGAUGCUGCAUUUGAUAUUUUUGUUCCUGCUGAUCAAGAUCUAAAAUAUUCUGAGUGGAAAUCCAAAAUUGGAGUUGAUGCUCGUGCAGGGAAGCAAUAG